Yarrowia lipolytica CLIB122 is the source of this 1236-nucleotide messenger RNA. RefSeq lists its product as uncharacterized. The record is from RefSeq and is a predicted model, not a curated record. Gene Ontology annotation, cellular component: dynactin complex. Lineage: Eukaryota; Fungi; Ascomycota; Dipodascomycetes; Dipodascales.
AUGCACACACCACCAAUGAUCCACUGUUGUAAUGAAUCAAUAGUGGCAGAAAGCGGAAGCACAACGGUCUCGGACAUUAGCGUGCCGCAUUCUCUGGCCCAGAAAUGGACGCUGUUUGAGCGCGAAAAGCUCUACUUUUGCAAGACCUGUCAACUGCUGCAGUCACCAGACAUGACUACUGACAUUGUCGAGUGUAUCUACUGUCCCAUGUGUCUAGUGGAGGUGCCCAAAUCGUCGACUCAGCGCGUGUGCACGCGCAAUUGUCUGCAAUGCCCCGAAUGCAAGAGUGCUUUGGAUGUGAUGAAGACCUCCAAAGAAGCAUCCAAUUACACUCUCAAGUGCACCUGGUGCGAGUACACUACCGACCAGUACGUGUCCGACAAGGCUCUGGCUGCCCAGAUUCUGCAGCAACAAAACACCCUGGGGGACAAUGCUCUCGCAGGAGCCACUCGGAAGUACAUACGGCAUUUGUUUGAGCCAGAAGACAAGGACGCCUCUAAAGCCAUGGAAGCUCUGUCUGUGGGUUCUUCCAGAGGCUCUGAUCUUUCAAAGAGCUUGAAAAACACAGGAAAGAUUGUGAUUGAUGUGAAUAAGAGGCAGAGCGAACGGACAGAGCUCAAACCCCCGAUACUGCCUUCUCUGAGAGGCAAGAAAAGUCGGUUGUGCUACAAGUGUGAAAAGCCGCUGAUUGUGCCCAGCAAGAAACCGUCGUCUAUUUCGCUGAAGGCCUCCGAGCUGGCGAUCCACUACAUCCCCGAGGUGAAGCUGCUAUCGUUUAAUGCCCAGGGAGUUAAAUUCCGAGCUCGCAAUGUUCUCAGAGAAGAGGUCGUCUUCAGUGUUUCCACAGCUAAUCUCGACUCUGAAGACUCGCCCCAUCUCAAAGACUUAUUCCCAUCUGGAGCUACAGUUCUUACCCCUUCAACGACCUUGAAUCCCUCUGUGGACCUCCUGACAGCCGAUGAUACUGCCUUCGCCUGUUCCUUCCCCGUGGAAACCAUGAAGGAUAGCAUUUUCAAGACCAAACUAGUGAUGAACGACACACACAAGGGCGUCAAACCAUCAUGGGAUGAUUUGGAGAUUGAAUUGGAGCAGCCCGAAGCUAAAAGAUUGGCUGUAUAUAUUCAUUGCAAGUCCAAGACGUUAGAUGUCGGAUACUGGCUUGUUUUUGAUAGGCCUGAGGAGAAGGAGCAUACUGGGAAAGAGACAGAAAAAGACCAAGAGCAGGAAGGUGUUUAA